CUUCUAGCUAAAUUCAUCCUGGUCGAACUCUGUUGGAUGCGUUGUUUCAAAAAAAUAAAAAAAUAAAUAAAUAAUAAAAAUACCGAAGAUCAUGGCAAAAUAUAGGGCGCUUUCUGAAAAUUUCCAAAAAUUUUGAAACGGAGCCGGACAAAUGCGACGGAAAUGUCCUGGAAAAGUUUCCAGAAAAUCUAGGAAUUGUCGAAUUUGUGAAAAGGGAGCCAUUUAACCGUGUGAUAUCAACAUGUUAACACUACUUGUAGAACUUAUCCAUCAAAUUAAAGACUACGAACUGGAAAGUGCUGGAAACUGUUGCCAGAUACGUUUACUAUAGUAUACCUCCUGAGGGUCUGUUGAAGAUUUAAUAGAGCGGUUUUAGUUAGAGAUGAACCAAUGGAUAUUUUAGGAAGGAAACCAGCGUUGAAAAUCCCAUUUCCGAGUUGCCUUUUGACUAUUAUUAUCCCCGUGUAAACCAUUCGUAUGAAAAUGUGUUCCCCCUUACAGGUUCAUUUUUAUGCAAAUCAAAUUCAUUUUUAUACGGAAAGUUUCGCUUAGAUACAGAGGCCCAAGGUAGUAAAAAUUAAGCCGAUUUCAUAGUGCCAAGGCCCCGCCGACUAACAGGGACAGGUGGCUCUGGGGAUGAGAAAAGCGUUGGGCUCCACGUGGCACGUCUAGCGUGACCGAAAAAAUAAAAGAAUCAACAUAAACACAAUUCCACGAAAUCGUAGAUUCCGAGAAUCGAAAGUUAAGUUUACGAUCUCUCUGUGACAGGGAAGAUGUCUUCAUCGCGUAACUGGGAGAAUCAAAUCAGUUCUCACAGCAGUGAAGGACUAAAGGAUGUCGAGAAACGCGUCAAGGACGUCGACAUUUCAAACCGCGAGGCGAAAAGAGUUCGCAAGGAGCAUGAAGCUCAUGAUGAGGCAGAAAAGAAUCAUUUCCCGAAAAUGGUGAAACUCAAUGUCGGCGGCCACCUAUUCUCGACCAGUCUGGCAACCCUGACUAAAGAUCCAGCUUCGAUGUUACACGCCAUGUUUUCAGGGAGAUUUGACACAAAACCAAGCGGGGAUGGAUCUUACUUCAUUGAUCGCGACGGAACUCACUUCCGGUAUAUCUUGAAUUAUCUUCGCACAGGGCAGCUUCUUGUGCCUAAAGACGAGAUAAUUCGUGUGGAGUUAUUGGCAGAGGCCGAAUUUUAUCAAAUUGAGGGAAUAGUUAAUGCGCUGAGAGCAAGUUUCUUUAAAUAUUCUGCGAUCUUGUCAUUAGAACAACGCCAAACAUUGGUGAACUGGUUGAAGGAGACCGGGCCCAUCACAAUCGCCAGCGAGAAAUUGUUAUAUUGUGCCUCGCGUGAUGGCUGGGGCAACUUUCACGCGUAUUGUGACAACAAGGGACCGACUGUGACGGUGAUCAAGAGUGGAAACUACAUAUUUGGAGGCUAUACCGAUAAUGACUGGGCUGGUAGGUUACUUGAGUACCAAGAGACAGGUGAUGGGCUCCUGCAAGAGAUUAUGAUCAUUAUCAUAUUCUCUUGUGAGUACUGAUUGUCAAAGGGAACUGUGCAAUGUAGCCUGCGUAGCAAGCGUUCCCGCACAAAGAGCCUUUCAGCAUUCUGACUGCGCGUAAAUUGGAGCGAGAGCGAAAAUUCGACGAAGCACCACCCGCUGCCAUUCUCGUCCCCAUAGCCCUUUUCGCUCCUCUUAGCCGGCAGGGCCUUGGCACGAGAAUCGAAGGGCUCUGGAGAAAUAGGAUUUUCGAAUUAACUCGAAUUUUUUUUGAUUGGCUGUUUGAAAACAAAGAAUUCUUGAACGGAAGUCAGAAUGUUCGAGCCGAUUGCUUGCGCGAAAAUAUGAAACAGCUGCGACCAGCGGUGUUGAGCGGUGUUUAAAAUGGAGGACAUGGAGGAUU
Messenger RNA from Orbicella faveolata, 1902 nucleotides. RefSeq lists its product as uncharacterized. Gene Ontology annotation, biological process: protein homooligomerization. The record is from RefSeq and is a predicted model, not a curated record. Gene Ontology annotation, molecular function: protein binding. NCBI's taxonomy places the organism in Eukaryota, Metazoa, Cnidaria, Anthozoa, Scleractinia, Merulinidae.